Molecule: messenger RNA, 1175 nt
Organism: Lathyrus oleraceus (garden pea)
Lineage: Eukaryota; Viridiplantae; Streptophyta; Magnoliopsida; Fabales; Fabaceae
Product: DEAD-box ATP-dependent RNA helicase 25
Exons: 7
Coding region: 1-1044 (347 amino acids)
Source: RefSeq, a predicted model, not a curated record
AUGCCGAUCGAAAUCGCUGCUUCUUCUUCAUCGAUCGAAAUUUCUACUUCUCCUUCUUCGUUAGAAAUCAUUGUUGAAUUCAGCAAAAAGGAUGAUGUUCUGUGUUCUUUGUUAUUGUCUAGAAUAUUCAAGGUUGAAGUUGUAAUUCCUUUGAUUGCUACAAAGAAUAUAAAGAAUGCCAUUGACUCUCAUUUAAGAUCUCCAACAAGGAAGUUUGAGUUUCUUUUACUAUUGGAGAAUUUGUGUGAUAAGUAUAAGUCUUCACUAGAUUAUGAUCGUAAUAUGGUAAGAAAUGUGUGGGAGAGAACAUGUUUGGAUCGGUAUCUUGAUCAUUUAAAAAAUGCAAUACAAAUAGCUUUACCAGAAGUGAGCUCAACGAAUUUGGUUGACACUAAGGGCUAUGGUCCCCAAAGGAAUUUGCAACCAGAGUGGAAGAAGAAAUCUGAUGCAAAUCGUUUAAACAGGGCUGCCUUACCAGAUGUUGUGUUGCAUACAAGAGGUUCUAUAAACUUAGGUGAACAUAAGAAAAGGAUGUAUUCUGAUGAAUUCCGGAAGUCAAAGGGUUUCAUCUUGGUUACUUCGGAUGUAUAUGCACGUGGAGUUGAUUAUCCAGAUGUUACUCUUGUUGUACAAGUUGGUCUACCGGCUGAUAGAGAACAAUAUAUACAUCGACUAGGUAGAACGGGGCGAAGAGGAAAAGAAGGGCAGGGCAUACUGCUACUAGCUCCUUGGGAAGAGUUCUUUUUAGCUACUGCAAAAGAUUUACCUAUUGGGAAAGCUCCGGUCCCUUCAGUUGAUCCUGACACUAAGAAAAAGGUGGAAAGGGCUCUAUCCAAUAUGGAGAUGAAAAAUAAAGAAGCAGCAUAUCAGGCAUGGCUUGGUUACUACAACUCUAACAAGAAAGCGGGGAAAGAUAAGUAUAGGUUAGUGGAGCUUGCAAAUGAGUUCAGUCGAUGCAUGGGGCUUGAUAGCCCUCCAGCUAUUCCUAAGCUUGUCCUUGGCAAGAUGGGUCUUAAAAAUAUCCCUGGUUUACGUUCCAAAUAGGUUUCCAUUCAAUUUCUGAUAACAGUCUUGUGAAAGAGAGAAAUGUUCUUGAAUUGAAAUGCCCCCACUUAUAGUUUGAUUUUAAGACUUGAAACUUCUAAAUUUCAACUAUCAUAGUAAUUUUUUCUGUA